Molecule: messenger RNA, 273 nt
Organism: Alternaria ethzedia
Lineage: Eukaryota; Fungi; Ascomycota; Dothideomycetes; Pleosporales; Pleosporaceae
Exons: 3
Coding region: 1-273 (90 amino acids)
Biological process (GO): proton motive force-driven ATP synthesis
Molecular function (GO): proton transmembrane transporter activity
Source: RefSeq, a predicted model, not a curated record
AUGUCCACUUCCGUCGGUGUCAACGUCCUCCGAUGGUCCGCCCUCGGAUUUGGCGUCUUCUACGGUGCCUACCACCAGCUCUCAUUAUCCGCUGCCGAUAGGGCAAAGGCCGCACAGAAGGACUGGGAGCACAAGGAGUCGUUGAUCAGGCAAGCAAAGCAACAAUGGGCACGGGACCACCCCUCAGAACAGCCAAAGUCAUCAGGCGCCAUCGCAGACCCGAAAGACCCCAACGCCGACCUCAACACACUCCUCGGCAUAACCGACAAAUAA